AUUACUUAUCUUCCUCAACAAAUAGACCACCACAAGUCCACAGCUAGUAGUUCAUGUAUAAAUAAAGCUCUCGAGUUUCAACUGUAUCGAUAUAUUGAGAUUGGCUUGAUCUGGUAGGGUGAGAGAGUUACUGGUUAACAGAAAGUAAUAGUUUCAUCCUUUUUCCCAAGAAAAAUGCUGGAAGGGAAGGCAGUGAUAGGGGAGACGGACAUGCUGCAGAACAUGCAGCAGGUUGCACUCGACUUGGCUGCUAAGGCGCUCGACUACUUUGACGUCACCGAAGCCACUGACAUCGCCCGCUUCAUCAAGAAGGAAUUUGACAGAGCAUAUGGGCCGGGGUGGCAGUGUAUCGCGGGGACAGAUUUCGGGUCAUUCGUGACCCAUUGCUCUGGCUGUUUUAUAUACUUUUGCGUUGGGAGCCUUGCGAUUUUGCUCUUCAGGGGCUCAGCGGGAUCAGAUGCUGAGGCAACUCAAUUCUCUACCUUGGAGGCAAUUAAAGCAUAGAUAUUCAAUAUAAAGUUCUUCUCCCCCCUCCCCUUCUAGCUUUUCACUACUUUCCAUCAACAUAGACUCGAAAGGAUAUGAAAAAAACAUCUGUUCAGUUGUUCGAUGUGGUUCUUCUGCUCGUAUUUGUUCCAAGCAGAGACCUUGUUAAAUCGAAACAAUGGCACUUUUGGUCGAGUUGAUUCCUUAUCCCUCUUUUUUAUUUUUAUUUUUAUGUUUUGGCACGACAUACUUGUUUCUGUAUAUAUACUAUAUGCAUGUAAUUACUGCAUUUUUCAUGUUAUUUUUCCCGUUUUCUCUCGUCC
This is a messenger RNA of Punica granatum (pomegranate), 809 nucleotides long. The record is from RefSeq and is a predicted model, not a curated record. Lineage: Eukaryota; Viridiplantae; Streptophyta; Magnoliopsida; Myrtales; Lythraceae.